CGAUCGCCGCUCCUUCCUUCUUUGUCUUUGAUCAGCCCCACGACUACCGUCACACAACGGCUAUUCUCGCCGCUGCAUCCCUCGCCAGCCAGCGUCACACAUCGCCGUGCUGGUGUGUCCACUGCUGACGUCUGGCCUUUGGACUUGCCGAUCCCGAAGCCUUCACCACUGCCAUCAUGAAGCUCAACGCUCGCAGAGAACUUGAGCAUGUUCUCUUCAAGCGUUGCGUUGAGUGCGACACCAACGGCAAAAAUCUGUCUUGCGAUGGCAUGAACUGCUCCGGGGGAAAGGUCUGCAUAUUGACACCACAGAGCUGCGGCGCCUGUGCUGAGGUCACCUGCGAUAUUGAUCCCACGGAGCCACUGAGCAGACCCAGCAAGCCAAAUGCUGGCGCCAUUGCCGGAGGUGUCAUUGCCGGUAUCGUUGUCAUCGCCAUCAUCGUUUUCGUCGUCUGGAAGUACUACUUGAAGGGGAAGAGGCGGCCGAUAUCUGAGAUGGAGUGGCAUGAGGAAGAGGAGAUGGAGCAACAAGAGAAGACAGACAACGACUUUGCAUCGCGGCGAAGCGCACGAGCAUCUACACACACAGUCGCCUCGAUGGCCUCAUCGGUCCUUACUCGCGCCUCCAACAUCAUCCAGAUCGCCUACAUCCCCGGUGUCACGAACCGCUCUGGACCCGGAUCACCCGACCUUCUCGUCCCUCCCGUCCCGCCGGUCCCUGCCAUGUCUCCUUCUUCUGCUAUGAGCAGCCCUUACUCCAACGCCGACCGACACUUCUUCGUUCCCGACUUCCGCGACUCCAUGGCAUCGGACAGCACACGCCAGAGCAUUGCGCCCAGUCUCGCUCGUAACAGUGUUGCUUCGACCAUGUAUCGCCAAAACGCUAUCGUAUCUCCUCUGCCGGCUCAGACGAUCGUGCGCGGAAAGGCUGCUGUUGUCAGUGUCAAAUCGAACGGUUCCAACACGCCCGACGACGCAGUGAGCAUGAUGAGCACGCCACCAGUACCACAGGUCGAUCCCAGGCACGCGCAGCAGGUCAAGCCAGUCCGCAUCCAGAUGCCUGGUCUUAGCUCUAAGAGCUCUGUGCAGAGCACAGCAACACUGGGACCGGUUCGCGCGUUGAAUAUAACAAAGAAGAAGAGCUCUGACACAGCAACACCAAAAAGUUCGUCGAGCUCUUUCACGAGCGGCGAAAGGACAGCAGUAGCGACCCCUGAGGCUCUUGUGCCUCCUGCACGGCCGCUUACGAACUACUCUGUUGCAUCCACCGAUUCAGGUGUCUCGCACGCACGCGCCCGUCAGGCUGUCAGCUUAGCAGACUCAGACUCAGAAUCCGAUGAGGAGGAGGAGCAGGAUCACCAGCGCUCCCGUCAGAGCUUAAUGCGCAACUCCUUGAGCUCGCGCGACUCUGGUGUAACGGAGAUUCAGGAUGCCACACCCACAGGCCUCGUCGAUCUUCGCAGCCCAUUCAACGAUAGCUUGGCGGUCGACCGAUCAGACCGUCCAGCGAUAGGGUCACGCAUCACAUCUUACGACACUGAUCGUUCGCGCAUGCCGAUGACACCCAUUGUCGAAGAGUCAGAGCGACGCGUGAGCGCCAUGUCGAAGCGAGAUCAGAGCCCGUUUGCAGACGAAUUCAGAAGUGAUCUGAAGUAGACGCUGCUCGAGGACAAUUGGAUGGUUUAGUUGGUUAUUCGCAAGGCGUUUGGUGCAUAGCCCCCAAGUCUAGCCGACUGGGCGAGCAAUUUGUUUAUGAUUCUGUUUAAAAGGUAUUAAGGUUGACCUAGCCAGCUACGGCAUUUUUCUCUUCUCUGCGCACUUCACUUCUAUGGAUAUGGGAUACCUUUGAUAUGUGCGAUGAUCAGCACCUUUAGCUUCAAUGUAUGUAUGUAUUGACUCUUAUGA
Boeremia exigua is the source of this 1904-nucleotide messenger RNA. RefSeq lists its product as uncharacterized. NCBI's taxonomy places the organism in Eukaryota, Fungi, Ascomycota, Dothideomycetes, Pleosporales, Didymellaceae. The record is from RefSeq and is a predicted model, not a curated record. Bases 177 to 1655 code for a protein of 492 amino acids. The transcript is spliced from 2 exons.